AUGACUUUGAUCGUUAAAGGAAGGAUUUUACCAGUACUAGCCGUGCGCACCUUUCCAUUUAUGACACAGACUAUUUCUCCGACUAGACUUGAAUUUGAUUCAUAUUCGAUCCUCGAAAAAUUCGUUCUUGAUUUAGCUGACCCCAUGGUAAUACCUGGCGUUACACUUUUUUUUACUUAUCCAUGGAUUCAUAACAUUGGUCAUUCGCUCUUUGAUGCACUAUACCCUGCCUAUGCUGCACUAAUUCGUUUUCCACCUCGACAUCUUCGUCCCUUUCGUCUACUUUGUGCAAUAGAUAAUUGCGAAGGUUGCUCACAGGGAGAUAUAUUCAAUCGAUUUGCCGGUCUCGGUAUCAUUAAGCACUAUAUUCUAAAUAACAUGUCAAUUGGAAGCUGGUUUGUUUUCGAUGAACUUGUCAUGGGUAGUGGCAUGAUGUGCCAGCGUUGUACACAACCAAAUCUACAACUGCCCGGAGGGGUUGAAUUGGAUGGUUCUAGACUCUUUCGUGAUCGAAUGUAUGUCCAGCAUGGAAUUAUUCCACCGACUAGACGACGCAAGCAUUCCGCAGAAGGUCGAAAUCGACAAGAUGUACUACGUGCUUAUAUAAUUGAUAAUAAACGAUACACCGAACCUGAUAGGAAAGAAAUAGAUGCUGCGAUAUACGAAAUUAAUAACUAUACUAUUAUGCAUCAGAAUGAAGGCAUAAUUGAAAUCAGCAAACUAGACGGGCCACUGAUUAAUGUUUCAUAUUUAUAUUAUAACCGAAUCAAACCUCGAGAAAGAAAAUCCUCUCGAUUCAAUGCCCCUAAAAUAGAUGCUAGAUCACCAACUCACGAAUUGACAGAAAAUUAUUUUAUGACCCAGUUACGAUUAAUGCGCACGAUGGAUAUCCAUGUCACAGGUCCAGGCACAGGUUCGAUGUAUCAAACAUUUCUGCCGGACGGAUCAGUGGUCGUUAAUGUCGGUGGCUUAGAACCAUUGACACCGGAAGACGGAAAUAUAACGUAUACAACAUACAUGGAACAGUAUAUGACAUCUGGUGCACCUUAUUUGAAGGGUCUCUAUUACCCGAUUAAUGAAAGACCCAAAGGAAUAAAAAGAGAAACAUUGGUAAAACUCAUUCGGGAAGCAGCUAAACUCAUUAUGAACGGCUUUUCUAUGCCGGUGAACCCGAUAGAAAACUUGGCAUCAGAUGGAAAAUUAUUUAUUGAAAUGUGCGAAAAAGAUAAAAAAUUUUGCGAGCUCGUUACGUCGAGAGCACCAGAUACUGAUUUUGAUUGUUAUGACUUUUGGAUCGACGAUAUCAUCCAUGAACGUGGAGUAUGGAAAGAAAAACAGGGCGUUGAUGACAGUAUAGAAAUUUUAUGUCCAUUCAAUCGUACCUUGUUGCGUGAAUUGAGAGAAAAAUAUGGCAUUCAUCAUUAUGAUGUCAGUGUUAAUUAA
This is a messenger RNA of Rotaria sp. Silwood2, 1443 nucleotides long. The record is from the annotation of a GenBank genome assembly. Lineage: Eukaryota; Metazoa; Rotifera; Eurotatoria; Philodinida; Philodinidae.